Molecule: messenger RNA, 1869 nt
Organism: Amoebophrya sp. A120
Lineage: Eukaryota; Dinophyceae; Syndiniales; Amoebophryaceae
Source: the annotation of a GenBank genome assembly
CGCCUGCCCUUUUUGGGCGCGCCCCUAUCGCCAGGGCCGCCCCGCACCGAUUGCGGGGCCUGCCCAUUGUGCUUGUGCACCCUCUUGCCGCCCGGAGGCUUACUAGUAGGGCGGCGUCCUCGUUCACACGCGCCUGCGAAUGCGAUGCGCGCUUCCUGUGAAGAAUUACAACACGAGGCAGGUUCAAGGGGCGGGCCCGAUUUUUGUGGCCCGUUACACCUGCCUGCUGCGCGGGCCCGAUGUUACUACUGUCAGGGCCCGCUCAUUGUCUCUCUUUGGCGCGGGCCCGACGUUCAUCUGGGCCCGUAGCCAGUAACCCGCUUACCCCCGGGCGUCUGCACGCCGGCUUUGCCGCUAUUCAUUCGCGGCUGGCCGGGUGCUGAUAAUUCGUUAUCUUUGCCUGGGGGCGAGCUCUCCUCUGACCAUGCGGUCCGUGGCCUGCUGUUGUGUAGGCCGUUGCCGUAUUCGUUGUCGUUGUUUUAUGUCUGCAGUUCCAGCCACACGGCUGCGACCUAACGAACGCGGCGUCUUUCGUAUCUGUGUACAUAUGUGUUUCUGUAGCUCUCUGCACAAAAGCACCACGCGCAGCGAGCUUCUUGAGGGCAAAAGUAGUGAGCGAAAGUAGAAGCUCUAGGCGAAUAACUUGCACAGCUGCGAGUGCAGCCAGCAGGCGAGCGGCGUCUUCCGCAGAUCUUGCAUCUGGAUCAUUGACAACUGCGAGCGAAAUUCUGAGAGACAGGUCUGUAAGACGGACAAUGAGCGGGAGACGCUUUUGAGAGUGAGAGCGCUGGUACUGAAGCUGCGCACGCAGCGCUGGCGGUUCGCCGGGUCGCGCGAGCGGAGAGAAAGCAUGAAAAGUGACCGCUUCUCAGAACAACAUGAUGACGCCGUUGUCCAAGCUUACCGUUUUCGUUUGCACUCCAGGUUAACAUUGCGGCUGCCGCAGUUGACCUGCAACUCUGGGUCGCAGCGGUUUUUUUCCCGUCACCGUUCGGAGAGGAGAUGAAGUCAGGGUGUGAAAAGUACCAGUGAGUACAUCAACCGGGACGGAUACGCAGGUGCUGAUCUUCAUAAACCCGGCGGUCGCAAAGAUGUUGACAUCAAGAGGACACGGCUUCUACUUCUGCUAUGACCUCCAAGUUCAUGUUAAAUUCCCUCAGCUGUACACCUCCCUCCAGCCCUUUAGCUCCCCCGCGUCGUCAAGAACCGUGCAAGACUCGCUCCAAUUGAUGAAACAAGAAAACCAAGUCUCGCUGGACCGGGGUAAGCGUAAACCUCAUUUCAAUCCGCGAUGGGAGGCCGAGACGAGGACGCACAUGUGCAUCCAGGACGCAUUGACCAUCCAGGCCGCACUUGCGUCGUCGCACCCGCAGGCUAGCCGAAAAUCUCUCAUCGUGCUCCCUCCACCCGGAGAAGCGGGAUCUGGAACCGUGGUAGCUCGAAGCGGUGCUGGCGGCGAGGAUGGCGGGAGGUGCAGCUAGGAAGAGUGUGCGAGAACGACGACGAGAGACCAUGACUAUUUUGAUGAAUAGCGCAACUCUGGGAUUAAGUAGAAGCACGAAAACAAGUUCUUGUUUUGCGAAAGUACAUGAAAAGGACAGAAAAUAAAUCUGCGAAUCUGCUUGGCAGACUGUUGCUCCAGCACCAAAUAUGAAAAGAUGAAGUAUAGCAUGUACACGUGGCGGGGACGAAGAACAAAAAAAUUACGGGAUCUCUCGGCUAGAAAUAGAAAACGAAAGAUGAAAGCCAAGCUGACCUUGCUUUUCUUAUCAAAUUGCUGCUUAAGUACUCUGACGUAGUAGCAAGGGUCUGAGGCUGCACAUUUCAAGUGCUACGGCUUACCAUCAAGACCAUUGAUUUGUCGACUCG